This is a messenger RNA of Scophthalmus maximus (turbot), 2438 nucleotides long. Its product is annotated as ceramide kinase family protein. The coding region runs from base 342 to 2105 and encodes 587 amino acids. Gene Ontology annotation, molecular function: kinase activity. The record is from RefSeq and is a predicted model, not a curated record. NCBI's taxonomy places the organism in Eukaryota, Metazoa, Chordata, Actinopteri, Pleuronectiformes, Scophthalmidae. The transcript is spliced from 14 exons.
AACCUGGCUGUUCUGCUUCGAAGGCUGCGGAACCUCUUUCCAGAGUUCAGCAGCGAGAACAGUCCAUGGCGGGGCUGGGAGGUGUCUUUGCUGGUGUUGUGAGCUCUGGUCAGGCAAUAGGACUGGAACCCUAUGCUGCUGCUUACACCGCAGAGUAAGCUCCUCGAAUCCAUUCAGAAGAAGAACGGAAAGAGAAGGAGAGAAUAAAUAAGGAGACAUGGUGAGGUCCGAUUGCCAACCCGCUGCGGGGCCCCGGUGAUGGUCGGAGUCACGGCCACAAGAAUGUGAUCGCCAAGGUUUUUCUUCCUGAGACGCACUCGACGCCGAGCGCCUGGUGCCAGAUGGAGACGGACCUGAAGCUGGAGUCCAGUGUGUUCGUGGGGAAUCAGAGGUACCGGGCGGUCCUGACGGGCUGGCAUUUCAACUGGACCGAGGUAGACAAGAAGCAUCGCGAUAAGAAAACAAUUUCAGUGCCUGUGGCCGAGGUGCUGGCAGUGGAGGAGGGCCGUGUGGAGAUCCUGCCGAAGAAGUUGGUUGAGGACAAAGACAAAGACUUCACAGUUUUCUAUGUGAAGCGCAGCAGCAGCAGGGGCUCUUCUGGGUUGCUAUGGAGACUGGGCCGGACCCAGUUCCGCUGCCCUAGUAGGGUCCUCAGAGAUCAGUGGACAAAACACCUAAGGGCUGCUGUCAAAACGCACAGUCCAUUACGCCCACAUAAACUGUUGGUGUUCAUCAACCCAUUUGGAGGAAAGAGGAAGGGAAGAAAGAUCUACCAUUCUGUGGUCGCCCCUCUGUUUGAGCUGGUUGGCAUCAGCUCUCACGUGAUAGUGACCGAGCGGGCAAACCAGGCCAGAGACCACCUGCUAAAGAAAGACCUGACAGGCUUUGACGGGGUGGUGUGUGUGGGCGGGGAUGGUAUGUUCGGGGAAAUACUUCAUGGUUUGAUUGGGCGGACACAACAAGAGUCGGGCCUGUGUGAGAAUGAUCCCGCUGUCACCUUGCAGCCCUGUCCGCUUCACAUCGGCAUCAUUCCUGCAGGGUCUACAGACUGUGUGUGCUACGCCACUGUGGGAGUGAUCGACCCUGUUACUUCAGCUUUGCACAUUAUCAUUGGAGACUCCCAGCCUUUGGAUGUGUGUUCAGUUCAUCACGCCUCCGCUCUGGUGCGCUACUCCGUGUCUCUGGUGGGAUACGGCUUCUAUGGGGACGUGCUGGCCGAGAGUGAAAAACACCGCUGGAUGGGACCUCUCAGAUAUGACUAUUCAGGGGCAGUGGUGUACCUGAGCAACAGAAGCUACAAAGGCAUCGUUCAGUAUCUACCUGCAGACCGGCCGCUCUCCAGCCCUAGAGAUAAAACACGCUGCCUCUCAGGGUGCAGUGUGUGCUCCAGAAGCACAGAAAGACUUUUCCCCCACUCCCCAGAUUCAGGAACCGUGUACAGUGCCCAGUACAGCCAGUUCAGUAAUGUCUCAGAAGGCCAGUGGGUGAGUGUGGAGGGCCGGUUCAGAUGUGUGUCUCUCACUUGUAUGUCCAGCUGCUGUCCCAAGAGUCCUCAAGGCCUCUCUCCUUCUGCUCACCUGGCGGACGGAACAGGGGACCUCAUCCUGGUGUGGGACACUAACCCACUGGGCUUCCUCAAGUUCCUCUACAGGCACACAAGCACACAGGACCAGUUUGACCUGCCAUUUGUGGAGGUCCACCGCGUGAAGGCCGUCCGUUUCUCCCUCGCUUCUGGGGAAGAGGAGGACACAUAUGAAGAGCUUGCAGGGCAGGGCAGUGUUGGGAUGGAUGAAGAGGACAGAGGAUAUGUUGAGACUGUGAGCAGGAGUAGCUCUCAGCAGCAGCUGGCAGCGAUAGGCACGAGGCGACAAAUGACAAAAGAGCUGAAAACACCCUCCCCCUUCCUGUGUGGCCUGUGCUGCAGCAAAUCUCCGCCUGUGUCGGUGUGGAACUGUGACGGAGAGAUCCUGCCUUUCACUGAGAUCGUCUGCAGGAUUCACUGCCAGUUGGUGCGUCUGUAUGCCAGGGGCAUCGAGGACGGCACAGCUGCACACAACUGCAGUGAAGAAAGCGACAAGUGUGAAAGGAGGUGCAUCCUGCACUAGUCUCACCUAUUUGAGAGAAGUUCAUUUAUGAAUUUACAGACUUGCAGUCUUUCCAAAGCUAAUAUUUCAGGGACUUUAAUAGGUUUUUAUCAUUGCAGUGAUGAAAAAAGAUUAUUUAUUUAUAUGUCAGUUUGUUUGAAAGAUGCUCUUUUAAACAAAAUUAAGGAACACUACAUUAGCAUUUUUUCUGCACAAAUCGACUGUAUACUAUGUGUAUGUGUGUGUGCGUGCGUGCGUGUCGAUGCAGUUUUUGUUCUGUAUAUUAUGUGUUCACUUGAGCUUCCAGUGAAUAAGAUCAGAAUGUCAAAGAAAUAAAAGACUUUUUAUACAGAC